CCGCCCCGGCCCGCAGCCAUGGCCGCGGCAACGGCGCAGGUCGGCAGCGUCCCGGGGGUGGCGUGAGGCGGCCCCGCCGGCUGAGGCUCGGCCCGGCCCGGCCCGGCUUCCGCGGUUGGUGUCCCCGGGGGGGGGGCCCACGGGGACGCCGGGCUCGUCCCCUGCAGGUCCUGGCAGGCAGCGGCCUGGCACGGGCCGAGGCCCGGCCGAGACCCCGCCGAGACCCCGCCGAGGCCCCGCUGAGGCGCUGUAGGAGCAGCCACAACGCGGCAGGCACCGGGGCGUCGUGGGAGCUGCUGGGUGAAACUGACUCCAUCACUCUUCCCCCACAGGCGAGGAGGGUGGCAGUGGCCCCGUGGGACAGAGCCGGUACCGGGCUGUGUGCAGGGCCUGCGGCGUGACCCUGGCCUCCUGUGGCAUGCACCAGGCCGCAGGCCAAGCAUGGGGCCUUGGCCCACGGGGUGCCAGAGCUUUAGCUCUUUCCUUAAUGGUUAAUACCUCUAUGGUCACAUUAGACCUGGGUGACAACUGGCUGUAGGGAAAAGGGGCAGCUGCAAUUACAGAGAUGCUGAAAGAAAACUGCUACAUUUCAGUUGUCAAUUUAUCUGACAACGAAUCAGGUGUUGAAGGAGCUUAGACCUUUUCCGCUAUGCUUCUAGAAAAUACUACAAUUGUGUCCCUCCAGCUCUCAGGAAAUGAAUAUGUUGAUCAUGCAGCCAAGUAUUUAGCAGAUGCCAUCACAGCAAACAGCAAAGUGGAAAUUCUGGAUCUAAGUUACAACAUGUUUGGUGACAAAGCAGGUGAAAUUCUUGGAACAGCAAUAGCAGAAAACAUUGGAUUAAAGAAACUUAAAAUCAGCUGGAACCAUUCCCAUAGCCAAGGGGCAGCUGCCUUGGCCAAGGGCUUGGGGGCAAACAUGUUCCUCAAAGCGCUGGAUGUGUCCUACAAUGGCUUUGGCAACAGUAGAGCAGCUGCCUUGAGGGAGGUUUUUAAAGCCAACAAUGUGCUGGAAGAGCUCAGCAUUAGGAUACCUCUGUGAACAGAGAGCUUGCAAAGCUGUGUGAUGCUGUGAGAAUACUUUUCCAAAAUCAUCUUCUCAGAUACGGUGGAAGCAUGAAGUUGCAGAAGAAAAAUCAGUCAAAGGCUUAUUUUCAAAGGCUUAUUACAACCUGAAGUGGUGGGUAAUUCCCAGAAUGCAGUGGCUUCACGUGAGUCUUUUUGGGGCUGGUUCUUCGGCACUUCUGCCUAACACCCCAGUGCCACUCACGAAGCCCGUGACACAAGGAUGUGUCAGGGCAAUGCUAAGGCAGCAUCUGUGCAAAUAUUGGCUACAUCAUCGUUGCUGACACUUGGAAGUUCUGUCUUUUCACUUUCAGAUUUCUGCUGCGACCAGCUCUGAGUCUCUUCCAGCACAUGCAAGAGCAUCCUCAUGGAUGAGAGUCCAGGGGCUCCUUUUUAAUCAUCAUCUUUGUGUGUAGAACAUUUGUCUGGUGGAACAUCACGUGCUGUAGGUGCUGCUGGUGCUUGGAUCCAUAGCCUGCCACAGUGGGGUCUGUGCAGCCUGAGAGUGCACUUACUAUGUUGAAAGCAAAGUCAUAUUCAGAGAUGUGCUGUGAACAAACGCUUUCUGUCUUAGAUUUGUUCUCCUGUUAAACAGCCAGGAUUGCCUUUGCCGAA
Molecule: messenger RNA, 1677 nt
Organism: Falco peregrinus (peregrine falcon)
Lineage: Eukaryota; Metazoa; Chordata; Aves; Falconiformes; Falconidae
Gene: LRRC74B
Product: leucine rich repeat containing 74B
Exons: 6
Molecular function (GO): protein binding
Source: RefSeq, a predicted model, not a curated record